Molecule: messenger RNA, 752 nt
Organism: Aspergillus japonicus CBS 114.51
Lineage: Eukaryota; Fungi; Ascomycota; Eurotiomycetes; Eurotiales; Aspergillaceae
Exons: 1
Coding region: 250-651 (133 amino acids)
Source: RefSeq, a predicted model, not a curated record
UAAAAUCUCUAGAGCACAGAUUGAUUAUGUAGUAGUGAGUGGGAAGGGUAUGUAUGUAGUAUGCAAACAAUCGAUAUCUACAAAUCGGGAUUGAUGCCGGUGCGAGGGAGGUAAGGUACGGGCAGGAGUGACAAAUGAGACAAGGGAAAAGGGAAAAACCCACAACAAAUGAAACAAGGGAACAGAGGGGAGCGCAAGAACAAAUGCGGAUGCGAAAAUUAGGUAUAGAACAAUGCAGAUGGAUGAUAGAUGAAGAAAAAAGUCCAGACCAAAGAAGACACAGAUGACACCCAUAGAAACCCCAUGCAGCCGAGCCUUGAGCCAAAUGAUAAACAACCUUUUCCAACUCUAUCUAUGCUUCCACGUCCGGGUCGUUUCGCCAUUGGGAAAGAACAACAAGUAAUCAAAAUGAAAAGGGGGAAAGGGGAAACAGACAACAAUAACAAUCAGCCAGGACUCCAUCCAGUGCUCUUUUCCAGACCCACACUGGUGUAUGCUAUGAUGAUGUUGCUAGCAAACCUAUCAACAGAAACAAACAGAUGCCAGGAUGAUGAUGAUGAUGAUGAUGAUGAUGAUGAUGAUGAUGAUGAUGAUGAUGAUGAUGAUGAUGAUGAUGAUGAUGAUGAUGUAAAGGAUGUAAAGGAUGAGUAACAAUGUGGGAAAUGCUAGGGAAUUCAUCGACGCAACAAAGGAAAUGUAACAAAGGAAAUAGAAAAGCAAACUUGGAUGUUUGACUCCACCGGUGGUAAGGU